CGGGCGGUGCCGCGGCCGUCGCGGCCCUGGGGGGAUGGGCGGAGCCCCAGCCGCCUGUGCUGGUGGCCGCCGCUGCUGCCGUAGUCCGAACGGCCACCUCUGUUCCGGCGCGUCGCUGCUUCCCAGGGCGGUGGUAUGCUGGGGAAGGCGGUAGUCAGCGCUGGCGGCGGCAUCAAGGCGCUGAAACCCUCCUUCGUGUCGUACGUGCGCCCCGAGGAAAUUCACACAAACGAAAAGGAAGUAACAGAGAAGGAAGUAACUCUUCACUUGUUGCCAGGUGAGCAGCUGCUUUGCGAAGCCAGCACCGUCCUGAAGUAUGUCCAGGAAGAUUCCUGUCAGCGUGGGAUCUGUGGGAGACUCGUCUGUACAGACUUCAAGAUCGCGUUCUUGGGCAGUGACGAGUCUGCACUGGAGAACGAUGAAACCCAAUUUAAGAAUAAGGUCAUAGGAGAAAAUGACAUUACGCUCCACUGUGUCGAUCAGAUUUACGGAGUGUUUGAUGAGAAAAAAAAAACUCUCUUCGGACAAUUGAAGAAGUACCCGGAGAAACUCAUCAUCCACUGCAAAGACCUCCGGGUCUUCCACUUCUGUCUGCGGUACACAAAGGAAGAGGAAGUCAAAAGGAUCGUCAGCGGCAUAAUUCAUCACACCCUGGCUCCCAAACUGCUUAAGCGAUUGUUUCUCUUUUCCUACGCAGCUGCUAUACAAAACAGCACAGCCACCAAUCCCAAGAGCCAUACUGUGAUGUUUGACACACUUGAGGACUGGUGUUGGGAGUUGGAGCGGACCCGAGGCAGCGUGAAGUACAAAGCAGUGAGUGUCAACGAAGGCUACAGAGUCUGCGAAAGGUUGCCAGCAUACUUUGUUGUCCCCACCCCUCUUCCUGAAGAGAAUGUGUCACGCUUUCAGGGUCACGGCAUACCAAUAUGGUGUUGGUCCUACCACAAUGGAUGUGCCCUUUUGAAAAUGUCAGCCCUACCCAAAGAACAGGAUGACAGCGUUUUACAGCUGCAGAAGAGCUUCUUGGAUGGAAUUUACAGGAUCAUCCACAGGCCACCCUAUGAAAUUGUCAAAACCGAAGACCUAUCGAGCAACUUCGUGUCCCUGCAGGAUAUCCAGACUGCAUACGCGAAGUUUAAACAGCUGUUUCUGAUAGAUAACAGUGCUGAAUUUUGGGACACAGAUAUAAAAUGGUUUUCUCUGUUGGAAAGUAGCAGCUGGCUUGACAUAAUCAGACGUUGCCUGAAAAAAGCAAUAGAGAUCAUAGAAUGUCUGGAAGCACAGAGCAUGAACGUUCUUCUUUUAGAGGAGAAUGCUUCCGACCUCUGCUGCCUCGUUUCCUCCCUGGUGCAAGUGAUGAUGGACCCCCACUGCAGAACUAGCGCUGGCUUCCAGAGCCUCAUCCAGAAGGAGUGGGUCAUGGGCGGGCACUGUUUCCUGGACCGCUGCAACCAUCUCCGGCAGAGUGACAAGGAGGAGGUGCCUGUGUUCCUACUUUUCUUAGACUGCGUCUGGCAGCUGGUGCACCAGCAUCCCCCAGCAUUUGAGUUCACGGAGACUUACCUGACCGUUUUGUCAGAUAGCCUGUACAUACCUAUUUUUAGCACCUUCUUCUUCAACUCGCCUCAUCAGAAAGAAACCAACAUGGGCAGGGAAGGCCCGGACGCACAAGGCAAGCCUUUGAGCCUGCUCACCGUGUGGGACUGGUCCGUGCAGUUCGAGCCCAAAGCCCAGACGCUGCUCAGAAACCCUCUGUAUGUGGAAAAGCCGAAACUGGACAAAGGCCAGCGGAAAGGAAUGCGCUUCAAACAUCAACGACAGCUUUCUCUGCCACUCACCCAAUCCAAGUCAUCUCCCAAAAGAGGAUUUUUGAGGGAAGAAACAGAUCAUUUAAUUAAAAACCUUCUGGGCAAGAGAAUUAGCAAACUAAUCAAUUCUUCUGAUGAGCUGCAAGACACCUUUCGAGAGUUCUAUGACAGCUGGCACAGCAAGCCCACUGACUACCACGGCCUGCUGCUGCCCUGCCUCGAGGGGCCCGGCGUCAGAGUCUGGGCUCAGCGCUACUUGCGUUGGAUUCCAGAAGCUCAAAUUCUGGGGGGUGGCACGGUGGCCACCAUGAGCAAACUCUUGGAAAUGAUGGAGGAAGUACAGAGCCUCCAGGAAAAAAUCAACGAGGGACAGCGCCCCCAGGAGGCCCUCCAGGCAGAGACCCCCUCCCUGCCGAGGAACUCUACCCGCCUCUCCUCUUUGUUUCCUUUUGCUUUGCUGCAGCGACCGUCCUCCAAGCCUGUCUUGCCCACCAGUGGUUGGAAAGCUUUGGGAGAUGAAGAAGAUCUGGCCAAACGGGAAGACGAGUUUGUGGAUCUAGGGGAUGUGUGACCUCUCUGCUCAGUGGUUGUGAAAGGGGAAUUUUGAAGGUUGGGACAGGAGGCCAACACCCUGACCUCUGGAUGGGUGUGUCACGCUGGCGCUUACUGCUGGGGGAGAGGGCCAUUAGCCCAGAGCUCUGUAGGAGGAGACCUGGGCCUUCCGGAAAAGAGCUGGUACUCGUUUCUUUAGUGGUCCUGAACGACUAUGCAAUUAAAACCUUGUCUCUAGUAUUAUUCAUUGAAAGGAAUUACUACUUGACCCAUAAUAGAACUGCAGCUCUUAUCUGAUGCAUGAGUGUUAUACAGAAUCUGCAGUAGCGGAUUUACUACUAAAAAGGGCUUUAGUAAGAUAUUCUUGGACUCAAUUCUUUCUUCAGAUCCCUUCCGUGCCAAGAUUACGUAUCCAGUCCCUGGGAACAGUCGGCGUCUCUGGCCUGUCUCAGCUCGGAGCAAGUUCGGCCUUAUGUGAUGUGUGUAUGGCGAAUGGAGAGGUUGGGAUGGUGGCAUUGAGAGCUGUGGCAUUGACUUCAACCAUCCACAGCAUUUUUCCUUUCUGCAUCCUCUUGCCUGUAGAAGAGCUGGAGAAAGCCCACCCGUGUCACCCAUCCUGACGUUUCUGACCACCCUGCCCCCUGCAUCGACUGUGUCACUUUGUAGGGGUGCCGACAAUCUAACCACAUGACUCUCUUUCGUGGGCCGAUGACUCCGGGUCCCUCCCUGCCUGCCGCAUCGGGCUUGUCACUCUCCCUCCAUGCCGUGCCACUUGCUCUGGUGCACAGGGCCCCAGGGUCUUGCUUUGAAACCCGUCGGUUUAACUGCAGGGCUCCCUUUGGUCUGCCCAGAGGAGCUUUCAUCCUUCCAGAAACUCCCACUGUUUGCAAGUACUGUGUACCUCAGUACUCGUCGUCAGUUCAUUCCGAGGGGUGGCUGUGAGUGACGACUGGUGAAGCAUUUUCUCUUGCGGGGUGGCAUUGUGACUCAUUCGAGUUCCAGCGAGUGUGAUGAGUGCUGAGCAAGCACUGAAACGUCUUUCUCAUCAGUCGAUGAGGACCAGGUUGACGAGCUCCAAAGCUGACGCGUACCGAGGUGCCACUGUAAUUGUUUUUGCCUUUGUCUAGCAGCAUGCUGAGGCCUCGGGUCAUGUGGGACCAUGGUCCCCUGCAGGAGCCCCUCCGAUGGUUUUCCGCAUUGUCUGUCACCUGAUAGACUGAUGGGGAUCAUUUCUGAAUGGAGCUUUUGUAGGGAAGCAGUGCAACAUUAACGUCAGAAGUGAUGCUUAUCAUAUAGUACCUCAGCAAUUUAAAAAGCCAUAGAAGAAACUUAACUGUGUCUGGUCAUCUUGCAUCUGCUGUCUGGAUGGUCUGUAUUUAUAAAUGCAGGAAAACACACUGUACGAAGAUGAGUUUUUCAUUCUCAGUGGAACCGUAUUAAAUCCCACUAAAGGAAGAGGGGAAUCUAAUGUUAGAAUGUUUCAAAUGGAAUGUUUGCCUUUUGUAUAUAUAUACAUCUGUUCUCCGCUAUAGAUCCCAAAUUAAAUAUUACAUGUUUAGAAAAGCUUUCAGUUGCUCAAGGGCAAGAAGAAGUAUUGAAACUAUUGACCAAGAAGAGUUUCUCGGUUUGCACUGAAUUGUCUUUUGUAUACACCAGAAACUGCUUUGCCCUUCUCCCACUGUAUGGCCAUACACAAGCCAGGGUCAUCUGUCUGGAUGGCCAGAGGUUGAGGGGAGGGCGGGGUCCUGAAUGGGGGCCACGCACGUGUCCAGUCUCAGUUGCCUUAAGAUCCUCACUAGGAGGUUGGUGUUAGGCUGCCAUGGGGGUUGUGAAAGCACACCGGUUCCCUGGCCCCCUUCCCCUGCUCUCUGGGGGCCUUCUUAAACUGGCACUCCCCCGCGCUUCUCUGCCUCACGGUGCCCCAGCACACCGUGCAGCUGUUUUUGUUACCACGGUGUAACGUGAGUAUUUACACAGCGGCCUCUUCAGUCUUAGGGUCUUAGUAAUUUUCAUUCCAGAAAUGCCCGGUGUGAUGCUUUUACACUUCACAACGACGGUUUAAAGAUACAAGGUCAUGGCCCUUGUCAUAGCAGUUGAAUGUGCAUUGAAAUAUUUUUCUAUGAUUUAAAAAAAUUGCAAUAGGAAAAUAAGCUGUUAUAACAAGGAAGGUCAUGACAAUUGGUGUAUUUAUAUUUGAAAUCAGAUUUCUAUAAACUUGUAUUUGUGUACAGGAUUCUCAGUGGGUUUAUAUAUUGUGACAUUUUUAUUCAAGAUCGAAAUGUGGGUUAUGCUGAACAGUUAAAGCUGAAACGAGACCAUUUCCUUGUUUAAAACGCUGCACUGUGCACGUUUGGAAAUGUACAUUAAUUUACUGUAUAUGAUGUCUCGAGUUUGUUUAUACCUCUGAGUUUUUACACUGAAGAUGAAUUAGCUUUAAUUACAUUUAAAACUUUUUUUAAUGGAAUAAGCUGUUGGGCUAAAUCUGUAUAAAUGUGCUUUUUAUUUUCUGGAUGUACAAUGAAAGUUUAUACUUGUAUCUCACUGCAUCGUAUCUGAUUGCAGAAAUUAAAGCACAACUUCCCAGCGGUCCCGUGUUCGGUGUGGUGGAUGAAACGGGGAUGGUUACCUUCACUCAUUCUGUGUGCGUGCGCGUGUGUGGUCGGUUGGCUGGUUGGAGGU
This is a messenger RNA of Artibeus jamaicensis (Jamaican fruit-eating bat), 5039 nucleotides long. It is a transcript of the gene MTMR12, whose product is annotated as myotubularin related protein 12. The coding region runs from base 136 to 2379 and encodes 747 amino acids. The transcript has 16 exons. The record is from RefSeq and is a predicted model, not a curated record. NCBI's taxonomy places the organism in Eukaryota, Metazoa, Chordata, Mammalia, Chiroptera, Phyllostomidae.